This is a messenger RNA of Penicillium crustosum, 1332 nucleotides long. RefSeq lists its product as uncharacterized. Bases 1 to 1332 code for a protein of 443 amino acids. The record is from RefSeq and is a predicted model, not a curated record. The transcript is spliced from 2 exons. NCBI's taxonomy places the organism in Eukaryota, Fungi, Ascomycota, Eurotiomycetes, Eurotiales, Aspergillaceae.
AUGUCUCCUACCGAGCCCUCGUCAUUGAAUCCAGGAAAGCCGGCUGCCUUGCCUGUUGUCAACAGUGGCAGCCUGGAAGGAUUCAUUAAAUACAUCGGUAUACUGUCGUCAAGCUCCGAAACUCAAUUUGCAUCUGCCGUACUUGGCGAGAUCAGUCAGCAGCGCGAGCGGAUUCAUUCUCAGGAUGAAGAGCUGGAUAGACUUCGAAAGGAGAUUCUUGAUAUUAAAGAGAGAAAUAGAACGACUAUCGAAGAUAUGUUUGCUGCCAACGGGCAUGAAAAGGCAAAGCAGAGAGACUCCGCUGCGUACAUCGAGAAUCUUCAAGCUGUUGUCAACGACAGGGAGAACAAGAUUGCCGAAUAUUCGAAAAUUCUCGGAAAUACCCAGCAGAAAAUAGCGAAGUUGGAGUCAACUUGCUCGCAGGAGAUCGCUAAAGUCUCACAAGCGGCUAAGGACAUCAGUGAAUUGCAAACCAGUUUGAAAGAAAAAGAUAAGACGAUCGACCAAAUGAAAGCAGCUGGAUCGAAACUGAAAUCAAUGUUAUUAACUGAGCAGAAACGGAGCGAAGACCUGGAAGCUACCAAUGUAUCCAGAAACAAGGAGCUUCAGGCAGUCAGAGCUCGCAUUCAAACUUUGGAAGGCUUCGCCGUCCAAUCCUCAGAUAUUGAUGAAAAAUUUGUGGAAAUUGACCGACGCAUUUUUCAACCGAUAUACUUCCUUGCAGGAGGAAGCCAUCUUCGUGAAGCUCUUGAUCAUCUUGCAGAGAGCAAUACCGAAAAAGAGGCCUUUUGCCGUCGGAUAAUUCUCUCUAUCAAUCCUGGCGCCGAAAACGAAACUCUUGAAACUGAGAUUCGAGCCGUGGUCCAGAGAAUGUCCUCAUAUACGGGUGGCCUAUUUUCUGAAGCGCAGCAUGAUCUGUUUUGUACGAAAAUCAAGACGAUAGCUCAGAAUGCAGCUAAAGUUUGGCUUCCAAUUCAGCGAUCGCAACAGAAGUUUAAGACAGACUUCGAUCUUUUUGAUUCCGACGACGAUGAAUGGGAUCACUUUCCUUCCGCUGGUGAAAAUAAAACAUUGGCGGCACAGGAGCUUCAGGGCCUUUAUGUACUCAACAUUUCCCCCUGCGUUUCUUUGGUGGAAGAAGACAACUGUGGUCCAUUGACCAAUAUCAUCCAACUCCGCAGCUCUCAGGAAUUAUACUUGGCAGCGCAGAAUGAAGCCACUAAAACAGCAACCCCUGCUACCGCCAGAAGGUCUUCGACCCGCCCUAGGAGGCAAUCUACCGCAGGAUCGAAUGGCAAGCCUUUUUUAGGCGAAAAUCAAACCAAGGACUGA